Messenger RNA from Mercenaria mercenaria, 5494 nucleotides. RefSeq lists its product as uncharacterized. NCBI's taxonomy places the organism in Eukaryota, Metazoa, Mollusca, Bivalvia, Venerida, Veneridae. Gene Ontology annotation, cellular component: cytosol. The transcript is spliced from 5 exons. The record is from RefSeq and is a predicted model, not a curated record. The coding region runs from base 146 to 838 and encodes 230 amino acids.
UACCGGUAUGUGGUUUUUCAAUUAAUUUUGCCGUAUACUACCUCAUUCGCUUAAAUUAUAGAUGUCACACUCAUGUAUAGAAAUUUAACCAUUUUAAAUAUAUCUUUUCACAGCGUACGGGAAAAUUAUAAAUCAACGAAUAGGCAUGAUGAGAUUCUUACUUACUCUGCAAGUCGUCUGCGUUCUGUUUGUGGCAGUGAAAGCAGACGGACACAGCGAGCUUAAAUUGUCGGAGUACUUGUGGGAAGAAACGUACCAAGAACAGCAAGCCGCUCUCAACUCGAGUUUGAUUAAAGGAAUGGUAUCAACAAAGCUAAAUCCUGCAAGUUUUGGUGCAUAUAUGAAUCAAGAUGUUGUGUAUAUCUACAAUGCCCAAAGACUGAUUCAGAUUGCGUUACAAAGAUCAAAAGAUCCUCAGCACCGACAACUACUGCAGAAAAUGUCUGAAAGCUACAGAGAGUUAUACGAAUACCUGUUGGUCGCGUGGCGAAUAAAGUAUCCAAGUGGAAUCAAGCUCGACGGACCUUGCUCUAGGUACCUGAAUCAUUUAUAUGACAUGGCCAUCAACUAUCAUACAAUUUAUUUCGUCACCGCGAUGAUACCAUGUUACAAACUUUGGCCAUGGCUCGGGAACCAGAUUGGUUCCAAACAGAAAAGUUUCGGGGUGUACACACAGUGGGUUGAGGAAAAUUUAGACCCUAAUUAUGCCGGUUUCACUGAUUUGGAGGAGGUGAUAAAUAGAGCGGAUGAGGUUGGCAAAAUCGACCGACAGAUGGCGCUUCGCACUUACAAACGUAGCAUGGAGAAUGAACGCGAUUUCUUUUCAUCUGUGCCUUAGUUCUAAUCAUAUGCUGUAUAUAUUGUGCAUUGUCGUGAAGUAGAUUAGAUUUUGAGAGCUAAAGACACUACAGUGUGACGUCAUACUGGUAUUUAUAAGCAGGGCUUGAACGCAUCUUGUUUGUUAAGUAUAUGCUAUUUUGUUUAAUCAGUUUUUUUUUUUCUACUUUUUAGUUAUAAGUAUUCACAUAUUAGACAGAAGUCUUUUAUAAAUGCAGCUCUAAAAUAUCAGAAUAGUUAUGUCCUCUUAACACAAAAGAAAUUAAAUAACUAAAAGUGCAGAUCUAUAAAUGAUGGAACAAACACUGAUCAAAGAGUUAACUGCUUCUUACUUAGAUUAUGUAUUUUACAUGUAAUUGACACUUUUUUUUUUUAUUUGCACGUAUAGUUAUAGACUUACUACUUUAUUGAGUACGCUUAGGAAACUAUUCACAAUGCUUUUUUUAACAAAAAUAAAAAAUCUAGGACUUAAACUACCGCGUUUAUAUUAAGGCAGGUCAUGAGUACAGUUUUUCCGUAAGGAAUAUACGUAUGUAAAUUCUCCGCUUAUCAUAUUCGUGUGAUUGACUGGUUUUAAUGUAUCCGAUCCACAAAUAGAUAACAUUUCGAUGCCUGAUGACCCCAUGUUUUUUUCGGUAUCAUUUGGAAGAGUUGUGUCUGUUGAACAAGAAUUAGUAAAUAAGAUUACCAUAGUAAUGUGCACGACUCACUACAGUCAUUUUUGACUGCGAAAUGAUAAAUCUUACACUGUAAUAACUGGAUUUCUGUUGAAAUAUCAUUGAAUACGAGGGGUGUUUCAUAAGUAAUGCAACUCGGGUUGUAACUUUUUAUUUGCCGCAUUUUACACAUUUUAAAUCAAUGCAAUCCUUCGAAGUACUCUCCUUCAGCACUGACACAAAGUUUCAGUCUUUUAAUCCAAUUCUAAAAGCACUUUUUAUAGUCAUCAAUAGGUAUGGCUUUAAGGCACUGACUUAUUGCUGAGCCCAGUGCACUAUGUGAGCCAUAACGUUUUCCAGAGAGCACCGAUUCAAGACGCGGAAACAGAAAAUAAUCACAGGGAGCCAGAUCUGGAGAAUAGGCUGGGUGAUACAAGACUCGUACUUUAUGUUGUCCAAAUAUUCAGUCGUAAUGUGAACCUUAUGAGAAGAAGAAGAAGCAUUAUCAUGGAGAAGAGAUAGAUCUAUGUGCUUUAUGCCGCUUUUAGGUCGACGUUUCUUAAAAUAUUUAUUCACUUUCCUCAAAAGUACAUUAGUGUAAUACUUAGCAGUCACACUUUUUCCUUUAGGAACAGCAACUUGGAUGGCGGGUCCCUGAACGGAAAAGAAAAUACAGUACAAAACUUUCCUCACAGUUGCUGUUCUCUUGAAAAUUACAGGUCUCCUGGAAUGCUUUGAAGCCCAUACAUGAUUGGAAUAUUUCCGUUUAAGUUCAAAGAAGUGCAUCCACGUUUCAUCACCAGUUAUUAAAUUAGAAAAGGUUUUACUUUCAAAUUUUGGGUACAGCUUAAUUAAACGUUUAGCCUUUUUAACACGGUCUCGUUUUUGUUCAGGUGUCCGUAAAUGGGGUAUCUAACGCACAUAUUUUAUUCACUUUCAAUAUUUUGCGCAGAAUAAAGUGAACUCGUGCAGCUGAUAUCCCUGAUCUAUGGGCUAAUUCGCGCAAAGUCAAUCUAGCAUCUUCCUCAAUAAAUUCCUUGAUUUUCAUAACACCUUGCCUAGUCGUGACUGAUUUCGGUCCUUCACACUUUGGAAGGUCUUGUAACUGUUCGUUUCCCGACUUGAAACGAGAAAUCCACCUGGUAACUGUGCUAUACCAUAUCACAAAUCUCAUUGUAAAUGUUUCGGCCACUUAUUCCUAAAAUAUUCCUAGCUUUGAUAUACCCUCUAAUUUCAUGCCACUUUUCGGAACAUGUUCCUACCAUUUUACAUGCAGUGUUAUGACUACACCUAAUUCAAAAUAAUCUUGUUAAAAAUUGUUUCAAUAUUAUUUUGUAAAAUUCCAUGCAUGGCUAACCGAAUGAUAUACCUUUCAAUAAAACCUGAUUUAACGACAGUAGCGCACGUGGAUUUCGAGAUUGAGGCACAGUUGCAUUACACAUAAAUCACCCCUCGUACUAUAAACUAAAAAAAUUUAAUUUUUGUCAUGUGAUUUAUAUUUUCUUUUUCAGUAGACAAUACACUUUCAAAUGAUACCAAAAUUAUAUGAGCUUACCAGACAUCAAUAUUUGAUAUACUUUAAUACUCCGCGGCACUGUUUGCUUAUUUGUGGACCCGAUACCUUAAUACUUGUGUACAUUAUUUUAUCUCAUAGCAUAGCAUCCUCUUAUUAGACAUUUUCGAAUUAAGUCUACGUGGACUGUUAACACCUAAGACGAUCGAUUUUUCAAGGGGACCGUCUCAACAUAAUAAUUUUAAUUUAUGUUUGGUAGGAAAACAUUCCUAUAAUGAUGGUAAGGUCUGGCUUAUUAUGUCGCCGAACAGGAUAAGAUUUUUGUUUGUUUGUUUUGGGUUUAACGCCGUUUUUCAACAGUAUUUCAGUCAUGUAACGGCGGGGAGGAUAAGAUUUGGAUUUGUCUUUCCGGCUGUCUGUUUACCAGAGAAAUGUUUUGUUAUAUAUAUCGCAAAAAGUAUUUGAUCUAGCGUCAUAACACUUUCCUGAAAUGUUAUUCAAUAUUAUAAGUUGAGCAUCUGCGUCUAAGUUGAAUAGAUGAGCUAGUCUGAUUGCAAUGUAUCCAUAUUCCAUCGUCGUCGUCGUCGUCCGACAUGAAAAAAUCUAAACUGGGUCAGCUGGGAUCAAAAUGUAGGUCAGUAGGUAAGUCAUUGUGAAAACUGUGGAAAACGUAAUACUAGUAGCUUGCGCCUCCAUUCCUUUGUUAUUAUUAUGAGGGGACGUAUUUUGGGAUACCUCAGGUGUUCACCUGGCCGUCUGUCUGUCUGUGUCCGUCUGUUCGUAAGCAAUUUCGUUUCGUCUCCGUUCUGUAACUCGUGAACCCCUUAAAGGAUUUUAAACAAACUUGACAAAUGUUCUCCACAUCAAGACGACGUGCAGAGCGCCUGUAUCAGCUUUAAGGUCAAGGUCACACUUAGGUGUCAAGGUCAUAUGACUUUGUUUCGUGUCCGCUCUGUAACUCUUGAUCUGUUUGAGGGAUUUUAAAGAAACAUUGCACAAAUGUCCACCACAUCGAAACAAGGUCAAUGUAACACUUAGAGUGGGGUCAAAGGUCAUGUAACUUUGUUUCGAGUGCGAUGUGUAACACUUGAACUGCUUGAAGGAUUUUAUAGAAACUUGGCACAAAUUUUCACAACAUUAUGACGACGUGCAGAGCGCGUGGCUCGUUGUAAUACUUUUUUUGCGAUAUGUGUAGCAUAUUUUUCUUUCUGAUGGACAGAAACACGGAACAAGAGCUGUCCGUAAGACAGCGCGCUCGACUUUUCUCAGUGAUUGACUCUGAAUUAGAGCUUUGCCAGUAAAAAGAUUCUUAGUUAAAACGGGACAUAACUCUGUCAAAAUUCAAAUCAGAGUAAUGAGGAUUAAUUUUCUGCGUGAAGACUUUGACAGUAAAAACGUAUUCUAAGUUUCAAGUCAAAAGCUUUAAUAAUAACAGAGAUAUUUGACAAAAAUUUAUCCAAAAUGAUCUAUGUCAAAAGGGACAUAAUUCUGUCACAAUUCAAAUCAGAGUUAUGGGAACUGAUUUUCCUGGUGUAGACUUCGAUAGUAGUUAAGAGGGGCAUAAUUCUAUCAAAAUUCAAACCAGAGUUAUUGGGAUUAUUUCUCCUGGUGAAGCCUUUGAUGGUAAAUAAGUAUUUUAAAUUUUAAGUCCAUUUCUUUGAUAAUAACAGAUAUAUUUGAGUUUAUUAAAAAUUUUAACCGAAUAUUCUAAGUUAAAAAGGGGCAUAUUUCUGUCAAAAUUCAAUCAGAGUAAUGAAGAUUGUUUUUCCUGGUGUAGACUUCGAUAUCAAAUAACUAUUUUAAGUUUCAAGUCAAUAGCUUUGAUAGUAACAGAGAUAUUUGACUUUAUCAAAAACUUAAACCAGAAAUUCUAAGUUAAAGAGGGGCAUAAUUCUAUCAAAAUUCAAAUCAGAGUUAUGGGGAUUAUUUCUCCUGGUGUAGACUUUGACAGUAAAUAUUUUAAGUUUCAAGUCAAUAGCUUUGAUAGAAACAGAGAUAUUUGACUUUAUCAAAAACUUUAACCAACGGCGACGCCGACUCCGACGCCGGAGCGAGUACAAAAGCUCUAUUUUUUCUUCAAAAAGUCGAGCUAAAACAGGCACAUCCGAAUUUAUAUCACCUACCGCAUAGUGAUGAUAUAGUAACCCAAACCCUAUUGCCGUUAUAAACUCCUUUUCCUACCGCCCAUAAUAUAAUCAAAUUAUGUUGAGAUGGUCCCCUUGAAAAAUCUAUCGUCUUAGGUGUUCACAGUCCACGUAGACUUAAUUCGCAAAUGUCUAUUCCUAACUUAAACGAUUUUAAGUUUAUAACAUCAUGUACCACAUAAUCAAAUGCCUAAGUAAAAUCAAAAUGCUACAAAAAGUUGUUUUUUAUUUGUAUUCACAUAUGAUUGAAUAAGGAGAAUGUUAUCUCUCGUUUUAAUUACUGUGUGCAAUAUAUUAAAAUGAUUUAAAUAUAUAUUCUAGAAGAAAGUCUGAUAUCUACGAAA